Messenger RNA from Verticillium nonalfalfae, 2496 nucleotides. RefSeq lists its product as uncharacterized. Gene Ontology annotation, molecular function: metalloendopeptidase activity. Gene Ontology annotation, biological process: proteolysis. The record is from RefSeq and is a predicted model, not a curated record. Bases 1 to 2496 code for a protein of 831 amino acids. The transcript is spliced from 2 exons. Lineage: Eukaryota; Fungi; Ascomycota; Sordariomycetes; Glomerellales; Plectosphaerellaceae.
AUGGUUAGCAUACGGGCCCUCCUCGCCAGUACACUCAGUGUCGCCUCAUUAAUCCAAGAUGCCGUUGCACACUCUGCACAGCGGAAUCCUCUGACGGCUAUCCAUCUCAUCGACGCCCCCUCCUUGAAUACGCCAACAAAACGAUGCCAGUACCACUCCUCAUUCGACCUGACCUUUGGUCUCGAAAAUACCCAACAGCAAAUACGCCUCGCCCUCGAGCCAAACCACGACAUCCUCCACGAUGACAUGCACGUCAACUACCUCGGUCCGGAUGGCUCGCUACGGAAGUCACAGCGCAUCAACCGCCAUGAUCACAAGGUCUUCCGCGGCGCCUCUUUCAUUCGCCGCGAUGGCCAAUCUGAAUGGACCAAGGUUGGAUGGGCGCGGAUAACGAUGCAUCGUGACGGCAAGGAUCCUGUCUUUCAGGGCGCUUUUCGAAUCGACGGUGACCACCAUCACAUUAUGACUGGCAAAAACUAUCGACGCCUGAAGCACCCCGAAGAUCCACUACCCGACACCGACGCAGACCCAGAUGAAUAUAUGGUGGUGUGGAGAGACUCAGACGUCAUGAGCUACUACUUUGAUCCUCAGGACCUGAAGCGGGACACGGCGGGCCGUUCGAGUUGCGAAUCUCAAUCACUCACGUUCAAUGCCAAAUACGACCCCAACGCGUUUGAGGACGUUCGCCUGCGGGCCGUUUCCCCUGCUUCACUAUUCGGGCGACAGAUUGAUUCCGGUCAGACGGGCAAUAACGGCGCGGGCCAGAAUCUUGUUGCCACCAUCGGCUCGACUCAAGGCUGUCCGACCGUCCGCAAGAUUGCCUUGGUUGGCAUCGCCACGGAUUGCACAUAUACCGCAGAUUUCAACGACACACAGGCUGUUCGCCAGAAUAUUAUCGACCUUGUCAACUCGGCUUCUGAAGUCUAUGAGAGCAGCUUCAACAUUUCACUCGGUAUUCAAAAUCUUACGAUCAGCGACCGCGACUGCCCCGGUUCUGCCAGCGAUCUCGCUCCUUGGAACGUUGGAUGCAAUAGCAAUCUACGCAUUAGCGAUCGUCUCAACCUCUUCUCGGAGUGGCGUGGGCGGUCUAAUGAUGCCAAUGCCUUCUGGACUCUGCUAAGCACCUGCAACACCAACUCGGCUGUCGGCCUGGCCUGGCUCGGUCAGGUGUGUGUCCCAGGUUCGCAGACAACAGCUGGUAGUGACGGUUCCAACGAGACUGUUGCUGCUGCCAAUGUUGUUGUCCGAACAGAUAGCGAGUGGCAAGUAUUCGCCCACGAAGCCGGACACACUUUUGGUGCUGUCCACGACUGCGACGAUCAACUUUGCGCCAGCAGUGAGAAUCAGAUGCAAAGAUGCUGUCCUUUGAGCGCGAACACAUGCAACGCGGCAGCCCGCUUCAUCAUGAACCCAUCCACCGGAAACCAGAUCCAAAACUUUUCCCCUUGCUCCAUCGGCAACGUCUGCUCCGCCUUGUAUCGCAAUGCCGUUCGAUCGGAAUGCUUGGCCAACAAUCGAGACGUCGAGACAAUCACUGGAAGCCAAUGUGGCAAUGGCAUUGUUGAGUCAGGGGAAGAGUGCGACUGUGGCGGCGCUGAGUCUUGUGGUAAUAACCCGUGUUGCGACGCCGCGACCUGUCGCUUCACGACCAACUCGCAGUGUGAUCCGGCGAACGAGGACUGUUGCACCGACCAGUGUCGUUUCGCCUCUCAAGGCAGCAUCUGUCGUGAGAGUACGGGCCUUUGCGAUCCGCAGGAAACGUGCCCCGGUGAUUCCUCGGUCUGUCCUAGUGACAUCCACAGGAGCGACGGUGACUCGUGUGGCGCUGAUGGCGACAACCUGCAAUGUGCUUCGGGCCAGUGCACGUCACGAGAGCAGCAAUGUCAGGCUGCUGUCGGUUCCCGCGACACCAACAAUCAGACGACAUCGUGCGAUAACGGCUGCAUGCUCUCUUGUCGCUCACCCAAUGUGUUCCAGACACAGGAGUGCCGACUUUUGAACCAAAAUUAUCUUGACGGUACUCCUUGCGAGAGUGGCGGAACAUGCCGCAAUGGCGUGUGCCGGGACGCAUCGUUUACCAACGACGUUCUGGCUUGGUUCCAGAGGCACAAGAAUAUUUUAAUUCCCGUAGGAGCUUCGGUGGGUGGUCUUCUCGUCCUAGCAAUCCUCUGGUGCUGUAUAUCGUCAGCAUGCAAGAAGCGGAGGCACAAGAAGAACGCCUCCAAACUACCUCCAACACCUCCUCCUAUGAAUACAUGGAACAGCUACGGCGGGGCCUGGAAUGCCUCCAACAUCGCGCCAGUGCCCCCACCACAGCGGCAGCAACAGCAGUCGCCGCCGAGCCAGAGCUCAAACAACAUGCCCCCCUAUCCGGGUGAGGUACACACCGGCCAUCAAGGCCAAGGAUACGCUGACAGUUCGUACUCGGGCCAACAGCCAUACCCCGGCCAGUGGCAUCCGCAGAGGAGUCGGACGAUGAGCAUGAGAUAUGCGUAG